GAACCGGGGGCGACGGUGUAGCCGGGGCGCAGUGCUGGGCAGGGGAAGCUGGGCACCGGGGCAGGAGGGAGGCGGCCCCGGCGCCGCGGGCAGGGCCCCGCCGGGGGAGGCGGAGCAGGCGCACGGAGCAAUCGGAGCGGGGCGCAGAAGAUGCACCAGGCGGGGAGGCGGCUCCGCGCUCGGGCCGGGGCGCGCUGGGUCUGACCCCGCCAUGGUGCCCGCGAUCCCGGCUGCCGCAGCCCCCAGCAACAGCCAUGCUCGGCGAGGGGGCGCUGCCCGGCCCGCCCGCCGCGGGGGACCCGCACCGGGAGGAGCAGCGCCCCCUCAAGCAGUCCCUGAGCAGCUCCCUGUGGCGGGAGUCACACUGGCGGUGCCUCCUGCUCACCUUGCUGAUGUACGGUUGCUUUGGUGCCGUGGCCUGGUGCCACCUGUCCAGCGUCACCCGCCUGGCCUUUGAUGGAGCAGCCCGGGGAACCUCCACUGUCUAUCACGCCAGCCCCUGCUCCGAUGGCUAUCUCUACAUCCCGCUGGCCUUCCUGGCCAUGCUUUACCUGCUCUACCUGGUAGAAUGCUGGCACUGCUCUGCCCAGGCCCGGCGCCAGCCCCGGGCCAGCACGGCCAGCGUGCACCAGCUGGUGCAGCGCAUGCAGCAGGCAGCGCCUUGCGUGUGGUGGAAGGCGGUGAGCUACCACUACGUCCGCCGGACGCGCCAGGUGACCCGCUAUCGCAAUGGCGAUGCCUACACCACCACCCAGGUGUACCACGAGCGGGUCAACACCCACGUGGCUGAGAGCCACUUUGACUACGCGGCCCACGGCGUGCGCGACGUCUCCAAGGAGUUGCUGGGCCUGGCUGAGCAUCCGGCCACGCGCCUGCGCUUCACCAAGUGCUUCAGCUUCGCCAGCGCUCGGGCCGAGGCUGCCUACCUGGCACAGCGGGCACGCUUCUUCGGACAGAACGAGGGGCUGGACGACUACCUGGAGGCACGAGAGGGCAUGCGGCUGCAGGAUGUCAACUUCCAGGAGCAGCUGAUGGUCUUCCCUGAGCCAGGGCGCCCUCCCUGGUUCGCCCGGCGCUGGGCCUUCUGGGCAGCCUCGCUGGCGCUUCUGUCCUGGCCGCUGCGGGUGCUGGCCGGGUACCGCACGGCCAACGUGCACUACCAUGUGGAGAAGCUCUUCGGUACCGAGGACGGGCCCGGCUCCCUGGAGCCCCCUGGCUACGGCCGCCCCAUCCCACGCGUGGCCACGGUGGACAUGACGGAGCUGGAGUGGCACAUCUGCUCCAACCGCCAGCUGGUGCCCAGCUACUCAGAGGCGGUGCUGAUGGAUGCGGUCAUGGCAGGCGGGGCUUACCUACGGGGCUGGCAGCGCUGCCGUCGCACGCUGAGCAGCAACUCGCUCCCCUCUUGCGGCACCCGGGCCCUCUACGCCCGCCUGCCCUUCAGCCGCAGCCGCUUCUCGCUGGGCCGCGGCAUCUUCCGCAGCCUGAGCGGGGGCGGGGCAGAGAGGCAGCCCCUGGGGAAUCCACCCUGCUACCACGACGCCCUCUACUUUCCCGUGAUCAUCAUGCGCAGUGGGGAGACGUGCCCCCCACAGGGCACCCCGGGCACAGCGGCUGGGACGCCUCUAUGAACUCAGUGCACGGCCAGGAACGUGGAUGGGUGCCAGGAGACAGGAGGAGAGCAAUGCAGCUACCCCUGGGGAACAACUGAACCCCCUGCCCUGCCCCGGGGACCCCAGUGCUCGUGGCACACAGGCCCUGGCUGAGGUAGAACUAGGGGAGCUACUUCGCAGCAAAACCAGUGUGUGCAUUCAGCUCUCCAGGUGUAGAUCCAGUCACCCACUGAGGGCUACGGGGUCAGGGCUGGAUUCUGAUCUCAGCUCCUGUGCGUGGAAUUGGAUUCCAGAGGUUAGACUGAGCCCAGGGCUGGGACAGGGACAUUGACAGGCCUGUGCAAAGGGGGAGCCUAGGGCAGGGGGCAGCCUUCCCCAGAUAUGCCAGAUGUGCAGGAGGGUAUGGAGCUUCCUUUGGAGGUGACUGGGGCUGCCCUAAAUCCCUGAUAGUUGGAGGACCUUGAUACUGUGGGUUCGGUGCCUCACCCCUCCCUCCCCGAGGCUGUGACCCCCAUGGCAGAGUGAGGCUGGGGGAUAGUUUAAUUUCCUCUCAAACCUCCCCCGCAGGGUAUCUAUUCUGCCCUGGCACCCCUCUCUCCCUGAGGCUGUGCCAAGGGGCUGGUGGUUAAAUGGUGCAUGCCCAGGGAGGCCUGGCUGGAGCGAGCGUGACAGUGAAUAAAGGGACACAAACCCA
Molecule: messenger RNA, 2307 nt
Organism: Caretta caretta (loggerhead turtle)
Lineage: Eukaryota; Metazoa; Chordata; Testudines; Cheloniidae
Gene: TMEM151A
Product: transmembrane protein 151A
Source: RefSeq, a predicted model, not a curated record